AUGGCGGCACUAGGAUUAAUUGGAAAAAUUGACCCCUUCGAUGAGACAAUCGAACCGUGGGAAAGUUACGUUGAGCGCUUUGAACAGUACUUCGAAGUCAACGAAAUAGAUGCAGGAAAGAAGGUACCGUCGUUAUUAUGUCUUAUUGGUGGAAAAUUGUAUUCUUUGUUACGUGACCUAACUUUUCCUGACAAGCCUGCAGCAAAAUCUUAUGGAGAACUUGUGACUCUACUAAAUAACCACUUGUCCCCGAAACCCCUUAGUACGGCAGAGCGCUUCCGUUUUGACAAGCGUGAUCAAAAGGAGGGAGAGACGAUAGCUGAGUAUAUAGCUCAACUAAAGAAACUUACCAUUCAUUGUGAUUUUAAUGCAUCGCUGAACGAGAAACUUCGAGACCGAUUAGUUUGUGGUAUGAGACAUGCCCACAUUCAAAAGCGUUUGCUAUCGGAAAAAGACUUAUCUUUCGGAAAAGCAGUGGAAAUCAGUCUUGCAAUGGAAUCAGCUGCCAAGGACGCUACAGAAUUACAGUCAAGGAACAAGACAGAGACCGGGGCAGUAAACAAACUUCAAACACGUGCGACUCCCAGGAAUAAACAUUCUAAGUCGAACGAUUACAGAAAAGAUACGGUGCGAUGUUACAGAUGUAACGGAGGCGGACACACAGCACAAGACUGUCGAUUCAAAGAUACGGUGUGCCAUAACUGCAACAAACGUGGACACAUCAAGAAAGCGUGUCGGUCCAAUCCCAAGAAACCUGUUCGUAAGAAACCGAUUAGAUACGUGGAUGAAUACCAGGAUGAUGGUGGUGAUUGCAUCGCCAGUUUAGAACUAAAUAACCUAUCAAGUAAAGAUAUCAUCUGGAUCAACCUGAAAUUGAAUGGCAUUUCAUCACAGAUGGAAUUGGAUACUGGAUCGGCUGUCUCAGUGAUGGCUGAGGAUGAAUUCCAUAGGAAGUUUGGAAAACAGAAAUUUAGAAAACCAGACAUGAUACUACGAACAUAUUCAGGAGAACACAUUAAACCAGUCGGUUGUGUUAACGUGCAAGUAGAAUACAAUGACAGUAGUUACACAUUGCCAUUGUAUGUGGUUCAAAAAGGAGGACCCGCACUUCUUGGCAGGGAUUGGCUGAGAAAAAUUCCAUUGGACUGGAAAGUGAUUAAAGAAACACAUGCCAUGCACUCUGUGAAGGUGACGAGCAUCAGUGAAAUUCUGGACAAAUACAAAGACGUAUUUAACGAUGAUGUUGGUACUUUGAAGGGUAUCACAGCAAAGCUGUCUCUCAAAGAAAACAAACCCAAGUACGUCAAAGCUAGGACUGUACCAUUUUCAUUGCGAGCAAAAGUUGAGGAGGAACUUGAGAGGUUGGAAGCAGAAGGUACUCUUACGAAAGUUCAACACAGUGAAUGGGCGACCCCGAUUGUACCCGUAUUAAAGAAAAACGGCAGUGUGAGAAUCUGUGGUGAUUUUAAAGUGACAUUAAAUCCAGUACUUAAUGUUGAUCAAUAUCCGCUACCAAAAAUUGAUGACAUUUUUGCCAACAUAAAUGGAGGAUCACAUUUCUCCAAGAUCGACUUGAAACAAGCAUACCUGCAACUUCCAGUGGACGAAGAAUGCAAAGAGCUAUUGACCAUCAACACACACCGUGGGUUAUAUCGCUAUAACCGGAUGGCAUUUGAAAUUGCAUCAGCACCAGCAAUCUGGCAACGAACGAUCGAGCAGAUUUUACAGGGGGUUCCUGGAACACAAUGUAUCCUAGAUGAUAUGGUGAUCACAGGGAAAACAGAUGAAGAGCAUCUACAAAACUUAGAAAAAGUGUUGCAGAGACUUAGUGAAUACGGUUUGCGUGCGAACUUAAACAAGUGUGAAUUUUUCAAAGAGAACAUUACAUUCUGUGGACACGUCAUUGAUAGACAUGGUCUACACAAGACACCAGAAAAGGUUGAUGCUAUUGUCAAGGCACCAUCACCCUCCAACGUGUCGCAGCUUAGGUCCUUUCUUGGAUUGGUGAAUUAUUAUGGGAAAUUCUUACCGGAUUUGGCAACUGUACUUGGACCUUUACACAAGUUGCUGCAGAAGGACUGUCAAUGGAAAUGGACUGAAGCCUGUGAGGAGUCUUUCAACAAGGUCAAGGACUUGGUUGCUUCAGAUAUGGUGUUGACGCACUACAGUCCAGAUCUGCCUAUUUCGUUAGCAUGUGAUGCAUCGCCAUAUGGACUUGGCGCAGUGAUUUCACAUGAGUUACCGGAUGGAACCGAGAAACCAAUUGCAUUUGCUUCUCGUUCUCUUGCGCCUGCAGAGAAGAACUACUCCCAAAUUGAUAAAGAAGCCUUAGGAAUUAUCUGGGGAAUCAAGAAGUUUCACGCUUAUUUGUUUGGAAGAAAAUUCAAGUUGAUCACAGAUCAUCAGCCCUUGAUUCAUAUAUUCAAUCCUCAGAAAGGUGUACCAGUGACUGCAUCAUCACGAUUACAGCGUUAUUCUCUAUUCUUGUCAGCAUACAACUAUGAGAUCGGAUUCAGGAAAACGUCCAAGCAUGCUAAUGCAGAUUCAAUGUCGCGACUACCCUUGGAAAGCACAGAGUCUGACUUAUCCAUAGACUUGGUGGACGCAUUUCACAUUGGACAGAUUGAAUGUCUACCAGUUUCCAGUAGAAGGAUUCAACAGGAAACUCGGAAUGAUGUAAUUCUCGGACGUGUGAUGUCAUGUGUGAAAAGUGACUGGACACCAAAAGAUAAAGAGGGGGAUCUGGCACCAUUUCAUGCACGCAGAAAUGAACUAUGUAUACAUCAUGGAUGUGUGAUGUGGGGUGUGAGAGUGAUCAUACCUGCCAAACUCAGAGACCAAGUGUUAUUCCAAAUACAUGAAGGACAUCUGGGUGUUGUCAAGAUGAAAACUUUAGCCAGAAGUUUCUGUUGGUGGCCAGGCAUUGAUCAGGAUAUUGAGACCGUGGCCAAGAAAUGUCAUGGGUGUCAGCAGAAUCAGAAUGCACCCAAAGGAGCACCAUUGAAUGCAUGGGAGUGGCCCACGAAACCAUGGGAUAGAGUCCACAUAGAUUUCGCCGGACCUUUCAUAGGAUCUAUGUUCCUGAUAAUGGUGGAUGCACAUUCGAAGUGGCCGGAGGUGAUCAAAAUGAGUACGACUACAUCAGCGUCCACAAUUGACGUUUUGAGAACAGUUUUCGCCCGAAACGGACUUCCAGCAACUCUUGUGAGUGACAAUGGGCCGCAAUUUACGUCGAGGGAGUUCGAAGAUUUUGUUGAUGCCAAUGGCAUUAAACACAUCAAAACUUCACCAUAUCACCCAUCCAGUAAUGGACUUGCCGAACGCUUCGUACAAACAUUCAAACAAGCCAUGAAAUGCAGCAGAAGUGACUUGGGUAACAUCAAGAAAAAACUGGCAAACUUUCUGUUAGCUUACAGAAAUAUUCCGCAUUGUACUACCAACGAAACUCCAGCUAUACUGAUGAUGGGGAGAGAGUUGAGAACGAAAAUGCAGCUGAUGAGACCAAAUGUCGAAUCACAUGUUAAACAGAAGCAGCAGGAGAUGUGUGCACAGAGAAGUGCGCAUAACAGAGAAUUUGAACCUGGACAAUCGGUAAUGAUGAGAGAUUAUCGAGGAAAUAACAAAUGGAUUCCUGGAACUAUUGCGCAACGAACAGGACCAGUAUCAUAUCGUGUGCAAGUUGACCCGAUGACUCAAUGGAGGAGACAUGCAGAUCAAAUCGUGGUAUCGCAAGUUCCAAUGAUGACGCCCAGCGUAGAAAUUCCAGAGUCAAAACAGUCAAGUGAACCAAGUGGUACAUACGUGGAUAGUGACGACCAGGAGAUGAAUGUUCCAGAGUACAGAACAUCGCAACCUGUCACACCAGUGAGAACGUCGAAAGUUUCGCAACCGCUUAAGUCCGAUGUCACACCAGUGAGAACAUCGAAAGUUGUUCGUACACCGCGAAAAGCCAUGCCUAUUGCACAGGAGAAACGAUAUCCAGUUCGGAUCCGCAAACCAAAGAUCAUGGAAGAUUUCGUAUACUCUGGUGCUCAGAAGACCAAUACCUGA
Molecule: messenger RNA, 4050 nt
Organism: Ostrea edulis (European flat oyster)
Lineage: Eukaryota; Metazoa; Mollusca; Bivalvia; Ostreida; Ostreidae
Exons: 1
Coding region: 1-4050 (1349 amino acids)
Biological process (GO): DNA integration
Molecular function (GO): zinc ion binding; nucleic acid binding
Source: RefSeq, a predicted model, not a curated record